Molecule: messenger RNA, 429 nt
Organism: Closterium sp. Naga37s-1
Lineage: Eukaryota; Viridiplantae; Streptophyta; Zygnematophyceae; Desmidiales; Closteriaceae
Source: the annotation of a GenBank genome assembly
AUGGACGGCAACGUGGACGCGGCGAAAGUUCCUAUACCCGCAGAGACAGAAGCAUCGAAGGUAGGUAAGGCCGCUGCUGGCGAUUCGACUGCCACGGCUAACGCUGUGCCCGCUAGUUCUGUCAAGGAUACCCCAAAAGCGGACGAUCAGCGUGCAAACGGCGUGGAAGCGGGGAAAGAGGGGAUGGCUGCCGGUGGCGGGGAAAAUGCAGCGGAGGCGGAAGGAGCAAAGCCGCGCCCCUUCAAGCGCCCCCGCCACGCGCGCAAGGGCGCGCGCCCCGCGGCGGAGGAAGGGGACGAGGCGGAGGGGAAGAAGGGCGCGCGAUGCAAUUUCUUCAGGUGGCUGGACACCCCGCGUGUGACCAAGGAGGAGAAGGCGGCAGCGGCGAGGGAGAAGCGGCGCAAGAGAGAGCUGGCGCUGCUCGCAUGA